Molecule: messenger RNA, 1005 nt
Organism: Baudoinia panamericana UAMH 10762
Lineage: Eukaryota; Fungi; Ascomycota; Dothideomycetes; Mycosphaerellales; Teratosphaeriaceae
Exons: 3
Coding region: 1-1005 (334 amino acids)
Molecular function (GO): 4-hydroxy-tetrahydrodipicolinate synthase activity
Source: RefSeq, a predicted model, not a curated record
AUGCCUUCCCGACCGUUGCCACAAGCCAUCUAUACACCCCUACCAACUUUCUUCGACAAGAAUGAGAACAUCGAUCUUGAAGCGCUGCGCAAGCACGUCGUCUUCACUGCCUCCGAGGGCACGAUACCAGUUCUGGCCGGCUCAAUGGGCGAGGCCGUACAUCUGAGCCGUGAUGAACGUCGGAUCAUAACACAAACGGCACGUUCAGCUUUGGAUGAAGCUGGACUCCACAAGGUCGUCCUCGUCGCUGGAGUCGGUGCGCCAAGCACAAGAGAGACGAUCAUACUUGCAAAUGAUGCCGCAGAAGCCGGAGCGAACUUUGUCAUGGUGAUACCGUCAGGAUACUAUGCAGGGGGUCUGCAAGCCGACGGAAUGGCAGCGCUGAAGGCGUUCUACGUGGAUAUUGCGGCGGCGUCGACGGUGCCCGUGAUACUGUAUAACUUCCCUGCGGUGUCAGCGGGCAUCGAUAUGAGCAGUGACUUCAUCUUGGACGUGCUCCGGGCGACACCGAACGUUGUUGGGGCGAAGCUGACAUGUGCGAGUGUUGGCAAGAUCACAAGAAUAACAGCCGUUGCUCAUGGGCCGGACUUUAUGGCGAAGUAUCCUAGAGUGGAUCCGCAUCAGAAGUUCGAGGUGAUAGAUGGAUUCAUUGACAUCUUGCUACCAUCGGUCGCUGUCGGAGCUGGUGGCGCCAUCUCGGGUCUACCCAACUUUGCACCGCGCGUGUGUGUGCGGCUGUGGGAGCUGUGCAAUUCAAGGAGAAAGGAAGAUCAAGCGGAAGCGAGGAGGCUGCAAGGCCUCAUCGCGCUUGCAGAUGGUGUUGCGGCAGGUGUCGGCGUCGCUGGCAUGAAGCAGAUACUGCAUCGUCGGUUUGGUUACGGUCAGAAGCCAAGAAGGCCACUGCUUCCGAUGAGCGAACAGAAAGCAGACGAACUCCUGAACAACCAUUAUAUCGAAAGUCUGGUAGCAGAGGAACGCCGUCUUGGUGGCAAUGUUGGCGCUUGA